AUGAGUAUCUCCCCAGACUCAGUGCCAACGCCCGCCUGCUCCAGCGAUGAUGGCAACUCGUAUUCAAUCGUCAACGACGGCGCCGUCCGGAGGCACACACAGACGCCCGUCGCUGUGGUAGGCAUGGCCUGUCGGCUGCCCGGCCACAGCAACUCGCCGACUUUGCUCUGGGACUUCCUGCAACGCGGUGGUGUCGCCAAGAAUGAGCCCCCCGCCACGCGGUUUAGUUUGCCCGGGCAUCACGACGAGCACCGCCGGCCACGAACCAUGAAGAGCCCUGGUGGCAUGUUCAUGGAGGAUGUCGACCCCGAGGUGUUCGACGGGCAGUUCUUCAACAUCAGCCGCGUGGACUGCAUUGCCAUGGACCCGCAGCAACGCAUUCUUCUCGAGGUUGCGUAUGAGUGCUUGGAGAAUGCAGGUAUCCCGCUCGAGGCCAUCAGCGGGAAACGGGUUGGUUGCUUAGUCGGCACGAAUAUUGUCGAUUAUGCGUCCAUGCAGAGUCGUGAUCCUGAAAACCGUCCUGAAUCUGCAACGAUAGGUGUGGCAUGGUCUAUUCUGAGCAACCGCAUCAGUCACUUCCUUAACAUCCAUGGACCCAGUAUGACAGUCGACUCGGCCUGCUCGGCCAGUCUGGUGGGCGUGGAUGUGGCCUGCCGCUACCUGGACAGCCACCAGGCCGACGGCAUGCUGGUGGCCGGUGCCAGUCUGUGGUUGACGCCAGAGCACAACGAAGAGAUUGGAAUGAUGCGAAUGACGCAGUCCGCCACGGGCAAAUGUCACAGCUUUGAUGCUAAGGCAGACGGGUACGCCAAGGCCGAAGGCAUGAACGUCGUCUAUCUGAAAAGGCUGGCCGAUGCGCUUCGCGACGGGGACCCGAUUCGCGCCGUCAUUCGAGGCACUGCCACCAACAGCGACGGCCGCACGCCGGGAAUCGCCAGUCCCAGCGCUGAAGCUCAGUCGGCCGCCAUUAAGGCGGCGUAUACCAAUGCAGGAAUCAAAGAUUUCAACAAUACGCAGUACUUGGAAUGCCACGGCACUGGUACGCCAGCUGGAGACCCUAUUGAGGUCAAGGGUGCGGCUUCGGUUUUUGCGUCCACGCGAGAACUCGGCCAGGACCUGGUCAUUGGCUCAAUCAAGAGCAAUAUCGGUCAUUCCGAGGCCGUGGCUGGACUGUCUGGCUUGAUGAAGGUCGUUCUCGCUCUGGAGCGUGGGGUUAUUCCUGGAAACCCGACUUUCAUCACACCAAACCCUAACAUUGAUUUUGCGGGUUCCCGUGUUCGUGCCACGCGCAUGUCCAUCAAGUGGCCGGAGCAGGCGCUGGACGUGCGACGCGCAAGUGUGAACUCCUUCGGCUUUGGUGGAUCCAACGCCCACGCCAUCCUGGAGAACGCCCCAUUCGCGUCAAGCCAUGUAUCUUCUUACAAGGAAAUCACAACGGACUUUUUUGGUGACGAUGAUGAGGAUGAAGACAUAGCUGGUACCGGGGAUUCUCCACCAAAGGUACUUGUUUUGUCGGCGAAUGACCAGGGGUCGCUGAAGAACUACGUCAACGCCCUCGCGGGACACUUGAUCAACCCUAGUGUCUCGGUCGACGUGGAUGACCUGGCGUACACCCUCUCCGAGCGUAGGAGUCACCUCUACUACCGUGCGUUUGCGGUCAGCUCAACCAGCAGCAUCGACCACAGCAAGGUGCAGUUCGGACAGAAGGCUGCGUCAACACCGCGUAUUGGGUUUGUGUUCACUGGCCAGGGCGCGCAGUGGUCCCAGAUGGGAGCGAGCCUCAUCAAGGCAUUCCCACAAGCAAAAGAGGUGAUUGAGGAAUUGGACCGGGCUCUCCAGAGUCUUCCAGACCCUCCAAAAUGGUCUCUACUUGACGAGCUUACCGAGGAGCGGACGCCCGAAGCUCUUCAACAGCCAGAAUUCUCACAGCCUCUGGUGACCGCAUUGCAGUUGGCCAUUUUAGCAGUUGUGAAGGAGUGGGGAAUCCAUCCCAAGGUGGUGGUUGGACACUCGUCGGGCGAGAUUGCGGCCGCGGCCGCGGCCGGCCUGGUCACCCCAGACGAAGCCAUCAAGAUCGCCUAUUACCGUGGCCAAGGGGCCAAGCAGUUCCCUCCCGAGGAGCCCCUGGGUAUGUUGGCAGUGGGGGUCAACAUUGAUACGGUGGAGAAGUACCUGGACCCAGAGAGCAAGGUUCAGAUCGCAUGCUACAACAGCCCGAGCAGUCUCACCCUGUCUGGCAGUACGGCAGCGUUGAAAUCGCUCGAGGCGCGCCUGAAGCAGGAUGGCCACUUCGCCAGGCUACUGCUUGUGAAUGUUGCCUACCACUCCAACUACAUGGCCCCAAUCGGCGAGGUGUACGAGAAGAUGCUCCUUGCGAAUGUUUCCAGCACGGUGCCUCGCAAACCGACAGCCAGAAUGUACAGCUCUGUCACGGGUAACGUCCUGACGGAAGCGCCAGAUGCAUUGUACUGGAAGAGCAACAUGAUCUCCCCCGUGCGGUUCACACAAGCCACCACAGCGCUUCUACAGGAUCCAGAGGGAGCCGACUUCCUCAUUGAAAUCGGUCCCAGCAAUGCCUUGUCGGGUCCAAUUGCUCAGAUCAAGAAGGCUCUGUCCGGUGCCGCUGCAGACGCGCUGUAUACCUCGGCCUUGAAGCGUGGACCUGACUCGAUUCAAUCUCUCUAUAACGUGGCCGGUCAGCUUUUCAUAAGCGGAGGGUCUGUGGACCUUCGCAAGGUGAACCAGACACACGGGUCCAAGAAGCCCUCAGUCAUCAUCGACCUGCCCAACUAUGUGUGGAAUCACUCGCAGCGAUACUGGCAUGAGACCCAGGCGAGUCGGGACUGGCGGUUCAAGAAAUUCAUUAACCACGACCUACUGGGAUCUAAGAUGAACGGCACCGCCUGGCAGGCACCUAUCUUCCAGAAAACCCUUCGGCUGAGCGAUAUGCCCUGGUUGCGAGACCACAUGAUGGGCAACCAAAUCAUCUUCCCGGGAGCCGGAUACUGCGCAAUGGCGGUCGAGGCCAUGUAUCAAGUGUCCAUGGUCACCAAGUGGGACGAAAAGGAGCCCGAGCGAUACCAGUUCCGCUUCCGCGACAUUCGCUUCCUGCGCGCCCUGGUACUCGAGGAAGAGGAGGCGGCUACCUACACCCUGGCUCUCAGCCCGGCCCGUGGCGGAUCUAUCCGGGACUGGUACGAGUUCCGCGUCUGCUCUACGAAGGAAGGUGUCUAUACCGAGCACUGCGCGGGAUUGAUAUCCGUCGAGACCGACUACAAGGAAAAGCCGGCACCUAAGGGUUCGCUCGAGCCCUUGCAGCUGGCGACGCCGGCAAGCAUGAUCUACAAGGCAGUGCGAGAGUCUGGAUAUAACUACGGGCCAUGCUUUCAGAAGCAUCUCCUAUUCGAGGCCUCCAUGGGUCAGACCGAGAGCCGCUCGACUGUGGCAAUGGACCCACCCCCGUCUACAUACGGACAGUCGUUCUAUCCCAUUCACCCCGCCAGUAUCGACGCGUGCUUCUAUAUCGGCAUCCUUGCCAUCUCCAAGGGCGACAUUCCGCUGGUUGGCGCCGUCCAUGUGCCGCAGAUCCUCAGUAGCCUGGUAAUCCCCAUGCGGCGCGAGCAGCCCGUGGAAGCCAUUGCGUUGGCCUCAGCGCGCUUCCUGGGCAUCGGCCGGGAGGACCUACACCGCAACUACGGCUCGGAUCUGUCACUGUAUGACCCACGGGACGGGUCGCUGAUCUUCGAGAUGAAAGGCUUGACGACACGAGAUAUCGAGACCAGCGAAGAGGAGGGAGCCAAACAUCUUUUCACGCACCUGGCGUGGGAGGCGGAUCUACCACUUCUACUGUCCGGACCGGAGCCCAGGCUCAGACAAUUCUUGCGCGAGACAGGCAAGUCCACGCAGGACCUCAUCAACCUCAUCGCCCACAAGAACCCCAACCUGAAGGUAUUGGAGUUGAAUCUGAGUCCCAAGGACACCUCAAGUCUGUGGGUACAGGAGGAUUCCCAUCCCAUCCGAGCCGCGACUGCGCAGUACAAUUUCGCCGUGAGUGACCCGACUACGCUUGUCACAGCCCAAGGGCUGCAUUUGCCGCACGUCCCAUCCGCACAAUUCGGCCUGUUGGACAUCACGAAGACCGAGGAGAUUGUAGCAGACACGAAAUUCGACCUUGUUAUUGUCAAAGCUUCCGAGCCCGUGGAGCCUAUCGUUCGAGACCGAGUCUUGAAAAGUGUGUCUCAGUCCGUCGAGAAUGGCAGUAUCAUCCUCGGCGUGGGACAUAGUAUCGCACUGGGCGCAUUUGGAAGCGUUCAGGCUCUCGAUGAUGACUUGUCCAUCGUGCGGGUCGAGACAGAGAAGCUGCAGGAUGUGACGCUUCCCACUGUGAGCUAUAUUAGCCUCACCGGCACCGUUGAUGAAGCAUCCAGCAAGGUCCUGGGCCACAUUGUGCAGAGCGGGUGGAACAUCCAGAAGGUCACCGAUGCUUCGACACUCCCUGAGGGCCACAUGGUCCUUAUUCUAGACGAGCUCGUAUCAAGCAUUAUGACUCACCCCGAUACGGAGCAGUGGAAUAAUAUCAAGCAGAUCAUUCAAAGGCAAAGCAAGAUCCUGUGGGUGACGUCUGGCGCCCAUCUCAACGUCAGCAACCCCAACGCUGCCGCGAUCAAUGGAUUUUUCCGCAGUGUACGCGCCGAAGAGGGCGUCCGACUCGUCAAUCUGGACGUCGAGCACUCCACGGGCGAUGCGACAGGAUCUGCCAUUGUCUCGUGUUUGGAUGUUCUCCGUCAGCCGGAGACUGCCGGUAGCCCUCUCGACAGCGAGUUCGUCGAGCGCGGCGGUGUCUUGCAGGUCAGUCGUUUGCUUCCCAACUGGGAGAUCACCAAGAUCCAGGGCCACCACCCAAGCGACCGCAAGACCGAGGUGCUGGACAUUCAUGCCCAUGAGACCCUGAUCCACAUGGGCGCAGAGCGACUGGGUGAUCUCGACUCCAUUCACUACCACGAGGUCACAGCUGAGCCCGUCGAGCUCGAGGAUGGGUAUGUCGAAGUGGAAGUGUACGCCGCGGGUCUCAACUACAAGGACGUGGUCGUCACCAUGGGCAUCGUCCCAGGUGACGAGCGCGAACUCGGUGGAGAAGCCGCUGGCAUUGUCACCAAGGUCUCCCCCAGCGUCACCUCGUUGCAUGUCGGACAGCGCGUUGUGGUCUUCACUCCAGCCACCAUUGCCAAUCGUGUGCACACCCGACCAGGACGAGUCCAUGUCCUCCCGGAUUGGAUGACCUUUGAGGAAGCCGCCACUCUUUGUGGUGUGUACUUGACCUCCAUUUACUCGUUGUUCGACAUGGCCCAGGUGAGUUCCAACAAGACGGUGCUCAUCCACUCCGCAGCGGGUGGUGUUGGUAUCGCCUCAAUGCAGCUGGCCCAGUACGCUGGCGCGGAGGUGUUUGCGACUGUUGGGUCUCCGGAUAAGCGCGAGUUUAUCAAGUCGACCUUCGGUCUUAGCGAUGACCAUAUCUUCAACUCGCGCAACACGGAUUUCGGCGAACAGAUCCUGGCCGCCACCGGUGGCCGUGGGGUGGAUGUCAUCCUCAACUCCCUUACCGGUGAUAUGCUGGACGAGUCGUUCCGCGUCCUGGCCGAUGGAGGAAUCAUGGUGGAGAUCGGCAAGAAGGAUAUCCUGGACCGCAACAGCCUGGCCAUGGAAGCAUUUGACCGCAACAUCUCACUGAGGGCUGUGGACAUGUCCCAUCAGAGGGCCCCUGACGCUCUGAUUGCUAGACUCAUGACCAAGCUUUUUGAACUCCUCGAUGGGCGACAUGUUAAACCCAUCAACCCCAUCCAUAUCUUCUCCUUCAGCGAUGUGGCCAAUGCGGUCCGGUACCUGCGCGCCGGUAAGCAUAUUGGCAAGGUGGUCAUCUCAGACGGGCUCGACCCCAAGAUCUCAGUCCCGUACCGUUGGGAUAUCAUGGAGGGUACUAAUUGUCGUCUGCAACAGGUCCGACGCGCGCCAAAGGUUCUCCACUUCCGCGACGACGCCACAUAUCUUAUCGUGGGUGGCCUCCGUGGUCUCUGCGGAGCGCUGGCCAUCUACCUGGCUAAGAGCGGUGCCAAACAUCUGGCCGUCAUUUCCCGCAGCGGACACACCGACGAAAAGUCGCGCUCCAUCGUCAAGCAGGUCCGAGCUCUGGGGUCCAGCAUUGAUCUCCUCACUGCCGAUGUAACCAACCCCAGCGAUGUCCAGAGAGCGUUCAACCAGACCACCUUCCUCGUUGGAGGUAUCAUUCAGGGCGCGAUGGUGCUCAGGGAUCGUCCAUUCGAUUCGAUGACUCUGGAGGAAUACAAUCAAGCCGUGGCCUGCAAGAUCCAAGGCACAUGGAACCUGCACGCAGCGGCGGAGCGUCUGAACCUUACCCUCGACUUCUUCACACUGCUGUCCAGCAUCUCGGGCGUGAUCGGCCAGCGCGGCCAAGCCAACUACGCGGCGGCCAACGUUUUCUUGGACUCGUUCGCUGCCUACCGCCGGCAGCGCGGCCAAGCUGCGUGCUCAAUCGACCUGGGCGUCAUCGAGGACGACGGCUUCAUCGCCAACAACGCUGGAUUCCAGGAGAAGCACUUCGACAGCCGCACCUUCAAGGGCAUCAACAACGGCCUACUUCGCCAGAUCCUCUACUUCUCCCUUCUGCAACAGGCCGGCAGCUUCCCCGACUCCCCAUCCGCCACGCAGAUGGUGACGGGCAUCGUCGCCCCACAGCCUGCCGACUCGGCGCUGCUGCAGGACGCCCGCUUCGCGGCGCUGCGCGCGGGCUCCGGGGCUGGCAAGGCCGCCGGCGAAAGUGGCGGCAACAGCGCCAACGCCGAGGUGCAGGCGCUGCUGCUUCUGCUGCGGUCCCCGUCUGCGGACACCUCGGCCCAGGUUGCUGCCACUGUCGAGGUGGUCAACAAGUGCUUCGUGCGCAUGCUGCGGCUGUCUGAGCCGAUGGACCCGGCGCGCCCGCUGGCCGUCUAUGGCAUCGAUUCCCUUGCCGCCGUCGAGGUGCGCAACUGGGUCCGCAAUGAGCUGGGUGCCUUGGUGACAACUGUGGAUAUCAUGAACGCUGCCUCGCUGCGAGCAUUUUGUGAGAAGAUCGUCGCUAAGAUUGUGGUGGGUUAA
Molecule: messenger RNA, 7149 nt
Organism: Penicillium atrosanguineum
Lineage: Eukaryota; Fungi; Ascomycota; Eurotiomycetes; Eurotiales; Aspergillaceae
Gene: fma-PKS
Product: polyketide synthase fmaB
Exons: 4
Coding region: 1-7149 (2382 amino acids)
Biological process (GO): secondary metabolite biosynthetic process; fatty acid biosynthetic process
Molecular function (GO): fatty acid synthase activity; oxidoreductase activity; 3-oxoacyl-[acyl-carrier-protein] synthase activity
Source: RefSeq, a predicted model, not a curated record